UAAAACAUCAUCCGAAAUUAUGAAUCAAGUGAGACCCACCUCUAGUUUAAUCACGCCAUUCAUCCCGGCUACUUUCCUCCUUUAUAUACCAUGCCUCAUUUCUCCAUCAUUACUCACCUCAACUAAAUAUUCCAUUUAGCUUCUUCACAUUAUUGCAAUUAAUAGCCCCAUUACAAAAUGUCAAGUCUUUUCUUCACAUUUGUCCACCUCCUCCUCCUCCUCCUCCUCCUGACUCCACUAGUAAUGUCACUCCAAGAUCCAGAACUUGUCGUGCAAGACGUUCAUAGGAGCAUCAAUGCGUCAUUGACGAGGAGGAAUUUAGGCUAUUUAUCAUGUGGAACAGGGAAUCCAAUUGAUGAUUGCUGGCGAUGCAACCCCAAUUGGGAGAAUAAUCGCCAGCAAUUAGCUGACUGCGCCAUUGGCUUUGGAAAGAACGCAAUGGGAGGAAGAAGUGGGCGAAUUUACGUGGUCACUGACUCAGGGGACGAUGACCCCGUGAACCCAAAACCCGGAACCCUUAGACAUGCUGUCAUACAGGAUGAGCCUUUAUGGAUCAUUUUCAAAAGGGACAUGGUCAUUCAGCUCAAACAAGAGCUCGUCAUGAACUCUUACAAGACCAUAGACGGUCGGGGCACUAGCGUUCACAUUUCAGGUGGUCCGUGCAUUACAAUCCACCAGAAGACGAACAUUAUUAUACACGGGAUUAACAUACACGACUGUAAGCAGAGUGGCAACGGCAACAUUAGGGACUCACCACACCACUCCGGGUGGUGGGAUGUCUCCGAUGGAGACGGAAUUUCAAUUUUCGGAGGGAAGAACAUUUGGGUGGACCAUUGUUCGUUGUCCAAGUGCCACGAUGGUCUAAUUGAUGCAAUUCAUGGAUCUACAGCAAUCACCAUUUCUAACAACUAUUUUACUCAUCAUGACAAGGUCAUGUUGUUGGGACAUAGUGAUUCAUAUACACAGGACCAAGGCAUGCAAGUCACAGUUGCUUUUAAUCAUUUUGGUGAAGGGUUGGUGCAAAGAAUGCCAAGGUGUAGACAUGGUUACUUCCAUGUGGUGAAUAAUGAUUAUACACACUGGGAAAUGUACGCCAUUGGUGGUAGUGCUGCACCUACUAUUAAUAGCCAAGGCAAUAGGUUUCUUGCUCCCAAUGAAAAAUUCCUAAAAGAGGUGACAAAGCAUGAGGAUGCACCAGAAAGUGAGUGGAAAAGGUGGAACUGGAGAUCAGAAGGUGAUUUGAUGUUAAAUGGAGCCUAUUUCAGGCAAACUGGGGCAGGUGCAUCAUCAUCUACUUAUGCCAGAGCUUCAAGCUUAAGCGCCAGGCCUUCGUCCUUGGUCGGAACAAUGACCACAAACGCUGGUCCUAUAAACUGCAGAAAAGGCUCCCGCUGCUAGUAAACUUAAAUCAUGUGGCCGAGCUAGCAACUCGGCCACUAUAUUUAUUUUACAAGGGAGAAUCAUAAAUAUUACUAGUCGAUGAUAGUGAAAGUAGUGUUUUAAUUAUGCUGAAAAUGGUACGGAGUCAAAAAUAUAUGGAGUACCGUUUCGCAAAACUUAUAUUUGAUGGUUUUCUUUUCAGAAUUUUUCGAGGACAAACUAUUACUACUAAUUAUUGUCCUUUGAAUGUUUGUUCCUUGAUUACGCUCCAGUAAAGGACUAUCUUGGGUUUUCCCUAAUGUGUUAGUUAAAACAGCAACUAAUAGUGUCCGUUUACUGGUAAUAUAUAUCAUGACUUUUUGCAUGCUUAA
Messenger RNA from Capsicum annuum, 1751 nucleotides. Its product is annotated as probable pectate lyase P18. Bases 178 to 1398 code for a protein of 406 amino acids. The transcript has 4 exons. The record is from RefSeq and is a predicted model, not a curated record. Lineage: Eukaryota; Viridiplantae; Streptophyta; Magnoliopsida; Solanales; Solanaceae. Gene Ontology annotation, molecular function: pectate lyase activity.